AUGGACUUUGAAAAAGACAUGGGUGAGAUACUAUUGUAGGUGAGUAGUUGGGAAGGUAGUGAAAAAGAAAUUGAAUGUAUAUCUGUACGCAACGAUAACGAAAAAACGAUUCUGAGAGGAGUUCGGUUGGUAGUGUUGUUUAUAUUAUAUGUCAUAUUAUGGUAAAAUAAUUACAUAUGCAUUAUAUAUAUACUUUAAUGUUUGUUUAAUAUUGUACCGUUUUUCCCGUGUUUCCCCCCCCCCUUAUACUCCCGAAAAUCAAAAAAUGACCUAUUCAAAGUAUCACCCUAGUUAGAUUUCUUUCAGAAAAAGUGUUAUUGUAAAUUGGAACAAAAUUGCUGGUACGAAAAUUGUCUAUAGAAAAAAAAUAACCAUCAUUGUAAAACCAAUAUAUUCCUCACUUCACUCAGAAUCUAUAAUAUAAAUGUUCACAAAAAUAUCUUAUCUAGAUAAUAUAAUAAAAAUAUAUUACUAAUAUUUCAUUUUCGGAUGAUUGUCGAUAGCCCUAACGCCCCCAAUUAUUUUAUCACUCUUUUAGAAUUUUAUUUUGCUUUGAGGUUCAUAAAUUCUAAUACUAAUCAUAAAUUAUUUUCUGGUGUGAUCUUUCUUUGACUUAGAGAUAUCUAUAAAAUAUUCUCGUAAUUUCAUGGUUAUAACUUCAUUAAUUUAUUUGAUCUUCAAUAUUUAAAAAAUUUCUGAAGCUUUUAAAUAAUUACUAGCUUUAGAGUCUUUGCACACUUUACUUAAAACAUUUGAAUAUUUAUUUGUUUAUAUUAUUACAUUUUAUUGUUAUAUUUUGUAUUCUUUUUAAAUAAAAAUAUAAAUAACCAUAUUUUAAAUUCUUAAAACAUUAUAAUUUAAUAUUUAUUAUAACUCGUAUAAAAUAAAAUAUGUUCAAAUGUACUUACGAUGUUGUAUGUUCAUUAAGAUAUGUUGUUUUUUUCUUUUUUGUGUUCUAUCAUGCACGCACAACAAAGUUUAAUAUCCUAAUAAUAUUUCAAAGUUAUAAAAAAUAAAAAUAAAUAUGUAAACAUUGGUUAUAAUUUAAAAAUAAUAAUUCAGUUAGGUAGUAAGGUAUAUAUAAGCUAAUAUAGAUGGGUUAAAAUUUGUAAUAAUAUAUCAGUGUACAUAACCUUGAAUUGACUAAUAUAAUAAUAAAAUGGUCCAUUGCACCAAGUAUAAAGCAAUUUCAAUUUACAAUUUCAGCCUAUUAUGUUUUUGCCUCACAUUAUCUUCCAGAGCUACGAUAUAUAGCGAUUUUUGUAUUCAUAGUAAAUAUAUUAAUUAUUUUUAUUAAAAGAAUGUCAAUAUUAACAGAAACACAAUGAUUUACCUAAUGCGAGAAAGAGAACAAAUACAAUUUGGUUAUUAAAAUAUGAUUUCCAAUGAUCUAUUAAAAUAUUAUAGCGUUAAUUAAUAACUAAAUAUUAAUAAUAAUAAUAACUUUAUUAAACGUGUAUGUAUAUAAGUAUUAUAAGUGAUGGGUCGUUACAAUAGUACUUACUCGUUCCAACGUAACGAGUACCUAUAAUAUUAGUAUAGGUUAGUGGUAUAUAAAAUUAUAGUACCACAAUAAAUACAUCAGUACCAUCGGUAAAUUAUAUUAUCGGUAUUAUGUAUAGAUAAUAUGUAGUUUUUGAUUCAUCAUAACAUUUCCUUCUUGAAAGUUUUUUUCUUUUUGAAAUACAUUUCCUUGGAAAAUCUCCCUCAAUAUUUAUUAGACCUUCAUCAAAAAACACAUAUAUAUAUAUAAAUUUAAUACAUAACUAUUAUUUCUUUUUUUCUAGUCAUAAUCAGUGGCGUAGCCAGGGGCGGUCAGAUGGCCCAUGGCUCCUCCAUAGAUGUAUUUUUUAUUCUUUUUAUUGAUUUUAUAUCAGUACAUACACAUAAAUAAGUAUAUAAUAUUAUAUCUAUGAGUACAUAAGAAGUAAGUACCUAUGAUAAUAUGAAUAUAAUAUAAUGUAAUUAAUAUAAUACUAUAUCGAUAGAAAUUAUAUUUUUGUUAUCUAUAGCCUUGGCAUUAAGGUUACAUAAAGGUGAUUUUGAUAAAAAUAGUAAUUACAACAAAAGUAGUCAAAAAAACAAAAAAACAAAAAUUGAAAAACUUUGUGAAACACGAAAGGUCGAUCGACAUGAUUUACUUAUUAUUUUCAAAGAACUUUACUUCUAUAUAAUUGCUACUAUAGAACAUCUUGAAAAAUAUGAUACAAAUCCUGAAACCUCAACCAAAGCGUCGUUAUAUGUGAGUGCUAUAAACAAGAGUGAUUUUCUUGUUUCUCUUGAAGUAGCUGUUACUUGGUUCUCAUAUACUAAAUAA
This is a messenger RNA of Cinara cedri, 2317 nucleotides long. The record is from the annotation of a GenBank genome assembly. Lineage: Eukaryota; Metazoa; Arthropoda; Insecta; Hemiptera; Aphididae.